CAAAUGAGGUUUCCUCGACGGUGAGAUGACGUCACGCCCCCUGUUGGCGGGACGGACGGACGGGACCCUGAAAGAUGUCUUCCUUCGUGACCGAGGUUCUCGUUUCGGCGGGCAAACUGGAGAAGGAGGAUUUAUCGACGAAAAUCAGCAAACUCUCUCGGCGCGUCGACGAUGUCAAGGGAGAGGUGUUCGACCUGGUGGCCAAAAAGUUCAAGACCUUCUCUCCCACCCUCGUCUCCUCCGAAGCCCUCGCCACCCAAGUGCAGGGCGUCUGCAAUGACCUCGACUCCCUGCGAGCCAGAGUUCAGCAGCAGGUACGCGGGGAGGCUCACAACGCCAUCACGGAAUUCUCGAGCCUGCGGGAGCAUCUGGAGAGCACCAACGCGGUGCUGUGCACGCUCAAGCAGCUGCACAAGGUGUACCAGUGUCUGGAGGGCUCGAGAGAGGCAUUGGGCGCUCAUAAAUAUCUGCUGUCUGCAAGAAGACUCCUCAAUGGCCAGCGUGCCGCGCUGCGCCUGCAGGAGGACCUGGGCAGGGACGUGCGGCUGCUGGCGGUCGUGCAGUCUGAGCUGGUGACGCAGCGAGAGAACCUCAUCAACCACCUCAACGAUGAGUGGAGGCAACGCGUCGUGUGGGCCGUGCCUCCCGGCAAGGAGCUGACCAGCGUGGAGCAAUGCCUGCACACGCAGCUUCGCCUGCUGGGACCGGGAGUCACCCGGGAGGAGUCGAGGGGUAGAGAGCCACCCUCAUCCCCCUCCUCCUCCCCCUUCAUCGUCUCCACCACCACUGCCACGUCAUCGCCGCCGUUGUCGCUGGCCGCCAUCCUCGCCGCCUACGGCGCGCUGGGGCUCCUGCACAAGAAGCUGAGACGAUUCGUGGAACCUCUGCACUCCUUCAUUCUGCGUCCCCUCAUCGUCUUCCCGGGUCUGGCCGUGAGCGCGGCCGACAACACCCUGAGCCUCGUCUCCUCGUCCACCUCCUCGUCCGUGUCAUCCUCCACCUCAUCGGACCCAGCCUGCACCUUCGCCGCCCUCCUCCAGGCGCUCACCUUCGUCCAUCAGCACAUGCUGGCCGUUCCCCCGAACGAGCCCGGCCUCGUGAGCAACGGGGACGGUGAUGGGGACGACGGUGACGACGGCGGCGGUGACGGUGACGACGGCGGUGACGGUGACGAUGACGGCGAUGGCGGCGGCGGCGACAGCGUUGCGUCCGUGAUGGGCUCCCUGCUGUGGGAGCCCCUGUGUGAGACGCUCAUCCAGCACUGCCUCCUCGCCAGCGUUCCCUCGGACCACGCCGGCCUGCAGGCCUACACGGAGGUCAUCGACGCUACCGGCUCGUUUGAGCGCUCGCUGCUGUCCCUGGGGCUGCUGUCGAGCGAGUCGACGGCGCUGCUGUCGUACGCCCGCGACGUCAACGCCCACUUCUCCGGCAAGAAGUGCCGUGACGGCGUGGUGCGCGCCCGCUCGCUCAUGGUCGCUCCGCUGCACGACACCGUCAAGGUCUCGGACGUGCUGGACGUCAUCUUCGCCGGGCCCUCGGCCGGAGCCGCGGCGACGGUGGCGGGCGCUUCCCCGGCGGCGGCGGUGGCGGCGGCGGCGGCGGCGGUGGCGGUGAGGCGCGUCGGCUCGACGAUGGCGGAGGGGGCGGCCGCCGGCGGCCCGGGGCUGUCCCCGGCGACCCUGCGCAUGCCGCGUUGCCGCAUCAGCCGCUCGGCGCGAGACCUCGUCCUGCUGGCUCACGGCAUCCUCGCCGAAGCCUGCAGCAGCCAGGGGCCCUGUGCCACACAACUCUUCUACGCUGUCCGAAACAUCUUCCACCUCUUCUGCGACGUCGUGCCAACCUACCACCGGGAGUCUCUGCAGAACUUCCCGCAGGUGGCCGCCAUCCACCACAACAACUGCAUGCUGCUGGCGCACUACCUGCUGACGCUGGGCCACCAGUACUACACGCGGCUUCCCUUCUCGCUCUCCGAGGGCACCUCCACCUUCGUCGACCUCGUGCCCACCUUGCGCAAACUCGGAGAGGAAGCGCUGCUGGGCCAGCUGAGCUCCCAGAAGGCCGUGCUGCAUGAGUCGCUGGGCGUCGCUCGGGGAUUCCGCAGCCUGGAGGACGACGGGAACUACGCGGCAGCGCAGCGGAGCGUCAAGCAGGUGCUGCACCAGCUGAGCCGGCUGGGCGUGGUGUGGCAGGGCGUGCUGCCCGUCAACGUCUACUGCAAGGCCUUGGGGACCCUCCUCAACACGGCCCUCACGGAGAUCACCUCCGCCGUCGCCGCCCUGGAGGACAUCUCGGCGCUGGACGCCGACCGGCUUCACGCGCUGUGCUCGGAGGUCGCCACCUCCGCGCCCGCGGCCUUCCGCCCGUGGUCGGAGGGGGAGGAGGAGGAGGAAGGGGGGGAGGGGGACUUGGGUGCGGACGACGGCGACGAGGUGAGGGCGCGGGAGGAGGAGGAGCGGAGGCUGCGCCUGCGGCUGCCGCUGCACGUGGCCGCGUGGGGGAGAUUCGCAGAGCUUCGGGGCCUCCUGCAGGGCACGCUCAGCGACAUCGUCGAUAGGUGGGCUGACGGCAAGGGCCCGCUGGCCCAGGAGUUCUCCCCCAGUGAGGUGAAGUCGCUCGUCCGGGCGCUCUUCCAGAACACCGACCGGCGCGCAGCUGCCCUCAACAAGAUCAAAUAGUGGGGGGCAGGGCACACCACACGUGGGGGGGGGGC
Messenger RNA from Petromyzon marinus (sea lamprey), 2710 nucleotides. The record is from RefSeq and is a predicted model, not a curated record. NCBI's taxonomy places the organism in Eukaryota, Metazoa, Chordata, Hyperoartia, Petromyzontiformes, Petromyzontidae.